Molecule: messenger RNA, 2107 nt
Organism: Fukomys damarensis (Damara mole-rat)
Lineage: Eukaryota; Metazoa; Chordata; Mammalia; Rodentia; Bathyergidae
Gene: Oard1
Product: O-acyl-ADP-ribose deacylase 1
Exons: 6
Coding region: 312-770 (152 amino acids)
Biological process (GO): peptidyl-glutamate ADP-deribosylation
Source: RefSeq, a predicted model, not a curated record
CCGGCGGCGGCGGGAUACUACGGAGUUUGUCGCCGGAAGUGCCGCGCAAUUACCACAGAGAGCCGGCUGGGCUCGCUAGCUAGAGGGGCUCGUUUCCGCCGCUGCGGGGUGGGGCGGCCAUCUUGGGUUCGCGUCGGGGCCGGUCCUCUGCUCCCCACCUACCAGGGUCGGACCGAGCCCUUCCUCGCGGGGCGGGGACCUCCCAACGGUCGACUCCUUUGCAGGUGAACGGUAACCCAGGUAUCUGGCCCGGCUCCCUGCCCUCGCAGCCAAGCAGAAGAUAAAAGUUGUGAAAACAGCGACUCAGUAUCAUGGCCAGCAGCCUUAAUGAAGAUCCAGAAGGAAGCAGAAUCACUUAUGUGAAAGGAGACCUUUUUGCAUGCCCCAAAACAGACUCUCUAGCCCACUGUAUCAGUGAGGAUUGCCGCAUGGGCGCUGGGAUAGCUGUCCUCUUCAAGAAGAAAUUUGGAGGGGUGCAGGAGCUGUUAAAUCAACAAAAGAAGCCUGGAGAAGUGGCUGUUCUGAAGAGAGAUGGGCGAUACGUAUAUUACUUGAUCACAAAGAAAAGGGCCUCACACAAGCCAACUUACGAGAAUUUACAGAAGAGCUUAGAGGCCACGAAGUGCCAUUGUCUGAAGAAUGGAGUCACCGACCUUUCCAUGCCCAGGAUUGGAUGUGGUCUUGAUCGUCUGCAAUGGGAAAACGUAUCUGCAAUAAUUGAGGAAGUAUUCGAGGCGACGGACAUCAAAAUCACUGUGUACACACUGUGAAAAAAUGAAGAACAUUUUGGUCCUUGUUCUCUGGUGUCCUCCCUGCUUGGCCAUAAGAUUGAGCCAGCUCACCUGAGAAUGGGGAGAGGAAGAUUUUCGUGUGAAGUAGUGUCAUAGAGCAGGCUGGGGCUGCUGUCUUCUCAUGUUUGGACUAGGAUUCUGGAGGAGGGACUGCUUGGGGAUGUGGCUGUGUUUUCUGCAGCAGGUUCAGGAGUAGGAGGCCUGAUGUUAGGCAGGAAACCCAGAGAGUGGGUGGGACCCAUCACCCGCUUUCGGCUCCAAUGUGCUCAUUUCGACGGCUGGCCACUAGGUGGCAGCAUUGAUUCUAUUUCUCUGCUUUAUGAGAAAUUUCAGGAAUGGUGAACUUUGAAUUACUUGGGGAUCUUGUUUGUGUGCUUACCUUAGUAUUAUGCAUCAGAUUCAUCCUAGGAGAGAAUCGUGAGUUUUUUUUUUUAAUUACAAAAUUAUGUCUGACAUUGUUACCAUGGAAUUUUUGGUGAUAAAAAUGGAAAAAUAAAUUUUGGGGUUCAUUGAGGUUCUGUGCUUGUGCCUGUGUGGAUCAGGAAUGGGGUGACCACCGAGGAUAAAUCUGUAGCUUUAUUUGGAAGGGCCCAGCAGGGCACACUGGGAAGAGCAGCAAUGGAAGAAGAAAGAAUGGAUAGGAACAAGGGAUCGGCAUAGUUGGAGGGCUGGGUCUGGCUGUCAUGGUGCACCCCUCCCUCUUCUGCCUAGUUCCUAUCAUUGAGAACAGCGGACUUCGUCUUGAAAUAAUACAUAAGUGCCUGGCAUAGCUCAGCGCAGAGUAAUGACUCCAUGAAUCAGCGAUUCUCAGCAUGGGAGCCACUGGACCAAUGAGGCAUUUUUGUUUUUUCGCUUGCUGUGGUGCUGAAAGUUAAAACAGCCAAACUGGCUGCUGAUUUUCUCCCUGGAGUGAAUGGGCCGUCUGCUACAUUCCCUAGUGCAAAAGAACAACUGGAUUUUAGAAGGGGGACUUGUUAGGACACCAGGAAAGCACUGGUUAAGUAUAGCCUUGGGACUUUAGACCGGCAUUCUUAUCACGUUUCAGCCUGAUAGGGCAGUGGUUUCCAAACCUCUUGCUUUAUGUCUCUGUGUGGUGCUGCAGGUUUCAGAGUGGUGUAGGGUAGGUUCUUCAGCAAACUUAGGCUGUGGCUUUUCUUGAAGCUUAGCUUCUGUAUACAUAAAGUGGAAUUGGAGGGAAGAAAGGAGGGAGGGAAUGUCUGCACAAAAUUGAAAAUGAAACGACCAAUAAACAAUUGAAAUAGUUUAACUCUGACACACACACACACACACACACACACACACACACACACUUCUUU